GGAGCCGCGGCGGAGGCCCCCCCGAAGGGCGGGGCACGGAGUUUGAAGGGGGCGGGGCCUAACCUCAGAGAGGGGAGGGAAGAGGCGGGAGGAGGAGGUGAGAGAGGCCGGGGGCGGGGCCGCGCGGCCAGGGACCUGUUGAUCGCAGGUAUAGCCGGCUGGCCCGGGCUCCCUCGGGACAGGGGCGACUGCGCAUGCUCGCUGGCCGCGCUGGGCCAGUAGCCGAGCGGCGGUGACGAACCCGCUCCUCGGUUGCGGUGUUUGCGGUUGCUGCGAUGGCGAUGUGAAGGGGCCCGGGGCGGGAUGGUGCUGACCCGGGUAGGACCGGAUUCUUCCAGCUGGACAACGAGCUCCUCCGUCCGACGGUCGGGGGAAGAGGCCGAGUCGGGCGAGAGGGUUGAAGAUCAACUGGAUUAUGCAUUUCGUUCUGGAAUCUCAAAGCAGUCCACAAAGAGUAAAUUCUUCCUUACGUUGUCUAUGUCAGGGGGAACGAUAUAUUUUUAACAAGAAUCAGUAACUGGAAGUACAAGAUUGGUUAUUUAAUAAUGUUAAAAUGAAAUUUUGAUCAGCACAGGUGCUGUUACCAGAUCUGUCUUCUGGGUAUAAAGUAAAAAUGACUGAAGUUCAAGCAAUGGUGGAAUUCUCUGUAGAGCUAAACAAGUUCUACAAUGUGGAUUUAUUUCAGAGAGGUUUUUAUCAGAUUCGUGCAUCUAUGAAAAUUCCACCAAGAAUUCCCCACAGAGUAGAAGCUAGUUUGUUACAUGCAACAACAGGUAUGACUUUAGCCUUUCCAGCAUCAGUUCAUGAUUCUCUGAUUUGCAGUAAAACAUUUCAAAUUCUGUACAAAAAUGAAGAGGUUGUUUUAAAUGAUGUCAUGAUUUUCAAAGUUAAAAUGUUGUUGGAUGAAAAAAAGAUUGAAGAAACCCUUGAAGAAAUGAAUUUCCUAUUGUCCUUGGAUCUACACUUCACAGAUGGAGAUUAUUCGACAGAUGAUCUGAAUGCCUUGCAACUAAUAAGUAGCCGUACAUUGAAGCUGCACUUUAGCCCCCACAGAGGCCUCCAUCAUCAUGUUAAUGUUAUGUUUGAUUAUUUCCACCUUUCUGUUGUGUCUGUUACUGUCCAUGCGUCACUGGUUGCACUACACCAGCCACUAAUAAGCAACUUUUGCCUCAGACUAUUAGGAGAAAGGGGCAGCUCAUCUCCUAGAGGCCGUUUACUGGAAGAAGACAUUUUUGGCUCAGAAUCAGAAGCCAAGAGGAUUAACUGUUGGCUCUGCUUUCCUCGCCCUGUGAAGACUACUUGGUUAAAUAGAAAUGCACCAGCACAAAACAAAGAUUCUGUGAUUCCUACACUUGAAAGUGUGGUCUUUGGUAUUAACUACACAAAACAGUUAUCACCAGAUGGUUGCAGCUUCAUCAUUGCAGACUCCUUCCUACAUCAUGCCUAUCGUUUUCAUUAUACACUUUGUGCCACUUUGCUGCUAGCCUUCAAGGGAUUGCACAGCUACUUCAUUACGGUAACAGAAGAGAUUCCCUCUUGUCAGAAACUAGAACUGGCCAAGGCCAACAUGCAGGUCCUAUAUGAGCGUCUUCUCAGAAGAAAACAGCCACGAACCCAGAAAGACACCUGUCUAGAGGAAAUGGAUGUAGAAGCUCGGCUUACUGAACUAUGUGAAGAAGUUAAGAAAAUAGAAAAUCCUGAUGAACUGGCAGAACUUAUAAAUAUGAAUCUUGCACAACUUUGCUCACUUCUGAUGGCUUUAUGGGGACAGUUUCUGGAAGUUAUAACACUACAUGAAGAACUAAGAUUACUAUUAGCACAAGAGCAUCAUACUUUGAGGGUACGCAGAUUUUCUGAGGCAUUCUUCUGUUUUGAACAUCCAAGAAAAGCUGCCAUUGCAUACCAGGAACUUCAUGCUCAGAGUCAUCUACAGAUGUGCACCGCUAUCAAAAAUACUUCCUUCUGCAGUUCUCUUCCACCCCUACCUAUUGAAUGUAGUGAAUUAGAUGGAGAUCUCAAUUCAUUACCUAUAAUCUUUGAAGAUAGGUAUUUAGAUUCAGUUAUUGAUGACUUAGAUGCACCCUGGAUGGGAAUUCAGAAUCUUCAGGGAUCAGAGUCCAGUAAAAUGGAUAAAUGUGAAACUGAAGAAAGCUCUAUAGCAGGAGUUUCUAGCCCAGAAUUGAAAGUCAGACCUGCUGGUGCCUCCAAUAUUUGGUAUACAGAAGGUGAAAAGCAGCUAACAAAAUCUCUAAAAGGAAAGAAUGAAGAAACAAAUAAAUCCAAGGUUAAGGUUACUAAGCUUAUGAAAACAAUGAAACCUGAAAACACAAAAAAAUUAAUAAAACAGAACUCUAAGGAUUCUGUGGUUUUGGUAGGCUACAAAUGUUUGAAAAAUACAGCAUCAAAUGAUCUCACUAAAUGCUUUGAAGGCAAUCUUUCACCUAGUCAGAAGGAAGGUCUGGAUCCCACAAUAUGUGGAUAUAAUUUUGACCCAAAGACCUACAUGAGACAGACAAGUCAAAAGGAAGCUAGCUAUUUGCCAACUAAUACAGAGAGAACUGAACAAAAGUCUCCAGAUAUUGAAAAUAUGCAACCAGACCAGUUUGAUCCUUUGAACUCUGGCAACCUAAAUCUUUGUGCAAAUUUGUCCAUUUCAGGUAAACUUGAUAUCUCCCAGGACGAUAGUGAAAUUACACAAAUGGAACACAAUCUGGCAUCCAGAAGUUCAUCAGACGAUUGCCAUGAUCAUCAAACAACCCCAGCUUUGGAAUUUAGAACAACUGAAGUAAAGCCCAGUAAUACAGAUCCUUUCAGUGGAGAGAAAAUAACUGUUAAAAUGGGACCUUGGACAGAGCUUCGACAAGAUGAAAUAUUUGUGGAUAAUUUACUACCCAACUUUGAGUCCUUAGAAUCUAAUGGUAAAUCUAAAUCUAUAGAAGUAACACUUGAAAAGGAAGCUUUACAAGAAGCAAAGUGUCAUUCUGUUGGAGAAUCAUUAGCUAAAUUAAGAAGUAAUCUACCUGCUACUUCUACAAAAGAGUAUCAUGUUGUUGUAAGUGGAGAUACAAUUAAGUUACCAGAUAUUAAUGCCACAUAUGCUUCAUCUAGAUUUUCAGAUUCAGGUGUUGAAAGUGAACCAAGUUCUUUUGCAACACAUCCAAACCCUGACAUAGUCUUUGAAACUGUGCAAGGGCAAGGUCCUUACAAUAAUGAAAGAUUGUUUCCUCAGCUUUUGAUGAAACCUGAUUAUAAUGUAAAAUUUUCAUUGGGGAGUCAUUGCACUGAAAGUACAAGUGCGUUAAGUGAAAUACAGUCAUCUUUGACAUCCAUAAACUCUCUACCUUCUGAUGAUGAACUGUCACCUGAUGAAAAUUCUAAGAAAUCUAUUCUACCUGAAUGCCAUCUAAGCGAUAGCAAAACUGUAUUAAAUCUAGGAACAAUUGAUUUGUCAAAAUGUGAGGAUACUAAAAAGUCAAGUAUUAUUUUGCAACAGCAGAGCGUUAUAUUUUCAGGGCAUUUGGACAAUGAAAGUUUAGCAAUACAUUCCUUAAAUUCAAGCACUAAAGACUCUUUACAAUUUGUUUUUUCAGAUGAAGAUACUUCCAGUGAUGUGAAAAGUAGUUGCAGCUCCAAACCUAACUUGGACACUGUGUGUACAGGCUCCCAGAGUCCUGAUAAAUCUAAUAACUCUGCAGGGACAGGAAUUACAUUAAAUUCAAAACUGAUUUGUUUAGGCACUCCCUGUGUUGUUUCAGGUUCCAUUUCUACUAAUGCAGAAAUUAGUGAAGAUAGAACUGUGAAAAGAAAAAAUAGUGAUGCAUUAAAUCUCAAACAAAUAUAUUCAGAAGCCCCUACAAUUGAAAGUGAAACUCAUCUGGAUACAAGUGACCCUUUUUCAGCCAGUACUGAUAUAGUAAAGCAAGGGCUUGUGGAAAAUUAUUUUGGUUCUCAAAGCAGUAUGAAUAUUUCUGGCACAUGUGCUAUUAGCUACAAUAAUUCAGUUAGCCCUCAGAAGGAAACUUCUGAAAAAGAAAUCAGUAAUCUUCAGCAGGAACAGGGUAAAGAGGAUGAGGAGGAAGAGCAGGAUCAAAAAAUGGUUCAAAAUGGGUAUUAUGAAGAAACAGAUUAUUCAGCUUUGGAUGGAACAAUAAAUGCUCACUAUACAAGCAGAAGUACACUAGCAGAAGAAAGACUUAUAAAGUCUGAAAAAAUAAAUAGUGACUAUCUGAGUGAUGUUAUAAAUAUGCCUACUGUCUGUACUUCUGGUUGUUUGUCUUUCCCAUCUGCACCACGAGAGUCUCCUUGUAGUGUUAAAUGUUCUUCUAGAAGUAAAUUUGAUGCCAUUACAAAACAGCCAAGCAGUACUUCUUACAACGUCACUUCUUCAGUUUCCUGGUAUGAAAAUUCACCAAGACCUCAGAUACAAGCUUUCCUUCAGGCAAAAGAAGAAUUGAAGCAACUUAAACUUCCUGGGUUCAUGUACAGUGAUGUUCCUCUGCUGGCAUCCUCAGUACCUUAUUUUAGCAUGGAAGAAGAGGAUUGUUCUGAAGAUGGAGUACAUCUCAUUGUCUGUGUGCAUGGUUUAGACGGUAACAGUGCAGAUCUCCGAUUAGUAAAAACUUAUAUUGAACUUGGACUGCCUGGGGGAAGAAUUGAUUUUCUUAUGUCUGAGAGAAAUCAGAAUGAUACUUUUGCUGACUUCGAUAGCAUGACUGAUCGUCUUUUGGAUGAGAUAAUACAAUAUAUUCAAAUAUAUAGUUUAACAGUUUCAAAAAUAAGCUUUAUUGGACAUUCAUUGGGCAAUUUAAUAAUCCGUUCAGUGCUUACAAGGCCAAGGUUUAAAUAUUACCUCAACAAGCUUCAUACCUUUCUAUCUCUUUCUGGACCUCACCUUGGUACACUCUACAAUAGCAGUGCUCUUGUUAAUACAGGUCUCUGGUUUAUGCAGAAAUGGAAAAAAUCAGGUUCGCUUUUGCAACUGACAUGUCGAGAUCACUCAGACCCUCGCCAAACUUUUUUAUAUAAGCUUAGUAAUAAAGCAGGGCUUCAUUAUUUCAAAAAUGUUGUGCUGGUGGGAUCUCUACAGGAUCGCUAUGUUCCUUAUCACUCUGCCCGUAUUGAAAUGUGUAAAACUGCUUUAAAGGACAAACAGUCAGGACAGAUCUAUUCAGAAAUGAUCCACAACUUGCUUCGCCCAGUUCUGCAAAGCAAGGACUGUAAUUUGAUUCGAUACAAUGUCAUCAAUGCAUUGCCCAAUACAGCCGAUUCACUCAUUGGGAGAGCUGCACAUAUAGCUGUUCUUGAUUCGGAAAUAUUUUUAGAGAAAUUCUUUCUGGUUGCUGCCCUCAAGUAUUUCCAAUAGGAUGAAAGCAUUAUUAGAGACUGGACAAUUACCUCAUUCAACAGUGAUUCAAAUAAUGUAUUAUAUUAAAAUGUAGAUGCUGAUAAGUUCUAAGAAAUAUUUAUACCUUUUAUAUGGAAGAUGAUUUAUAUCAUCCAUAUUUAGAGCUUUUUAAACAUCAACUUUACUUUCUAGGUAAUGUGGCUGUGCAAUAUUUUUUUAAUUUUAUCUUUUUACUUUUCUAUUACUUUUUCAUAUAUUUUGCUACCUAAUUAUUUCAGUGAAACUUUAAGCCCAUAUGUAUGUCUGAUUGGUUAUUAUUGGCUUUCCACAAUCUUUACAUCAGACUACAUUAUAUUAAAGGCCAUUAUUGCUAGAAUAGCAUGGAAUUUUAAAUUUUCUAGUAUUGGGGUAUUAUUUAGUUAAUUAUAAAUUUUACUUUUAACAUUUUACUGUGUUUUAACUGGAAAUAAAAUUAUGGCUGCUACAGUAUAUUUUUUGAAAUCAACUUCUUUAGUCCUGAAAUAUACCUUUAUCAUAUUAUCAAACCAGGCAGUUCAUAUAUGACAAUGUUAUAAAAGUUUUCUAUAAAAUCAUUACUGUUGCUAUUAAACAUAUGUCAUGCCUAUUAAAAUAUAUUUUCUACUGGUGAUUUCAACAUUAUUUCUCAUAUUGACUUUUAUUACUGGAAAUUUUCAUGUUCACGUUAGCAGCAUAUAAAGAUUUUUGAAUGUUCGAAUGCCCUCUGCCUUGAUUUGGUUGGAAUCUUGCUAAAUUGGUAAUGUUGCUUAAACUUUGUGACUACAUUUCUUUAACUUUUUUCAUGGACUUCCUUAUAUGUACAUAAUAAUUAAAUGUUAAAAUUUAUGAAAUACUUUUAUGAAUUUAAAUAAUUUUUAAAUAUUGUUAAAAAUUUUUGAACUAAAAAGUAAUGUAAAUAAAAUAAUUCAUAUUUAAAAUGCAACAAAAUAAUUAAAUUUACAUGUCUAAUGAUACGGAUGCAAAUGUUUUUGAUAUAUGGAGAUGCUGAGUCUUUUGACUUUACUAAAAAGGUGCUGAAUAGCAUUAAAUUCACUAUUUUCCUUUUCUGUUUUACUUGCGAAAAUAAUGCACUAAGGGUGGAUAGAAGUUCUGUUUGCAUUCACCAAUUGUGAUGGACAGGUUUUUUGUAAGUAUAUAUUGUAUAAUUGAUGCAUGUUUAUUUUUAGCGUUGUAUUAUUGCCCCUGGUGUUAAUAAAUGAACAAAUGACUAUCUGGAGGAAGAGCUAAAA
Messenger RNA from Microcebus murinus (gray mouse lemur), 6612 nucleotides. The record is from RefSeq and is a predicted model, not a curated record. NCBI's taxonomy places the organism in Eukaryota, Metazoa, Chordata, Mammalia, Primates, Cheirogaleidae.